Messenger RNA from Clonostachys rhizophaga, 1989 nucleotides. The record is from the annotation of a GenBank genome assembly. Lineage: Eukaryota; Fungi; Ascomycota; Sordariomycetes; Hypocreales; Bionectriaceae.
AUGUCAUCUCAGCCAUUCAGCAGCACACAAGGCCAGGACUUACUAACGAGAGUUCGCUCCGCCGGGUAUGCUCGAGACGCAGAUGUGCUGCAAUUCAGAGAACUGCUAGAAAGUGACCACGUAGAUGGCGACUUUGCCUUGGCAGCUCUACGAACACUCGCCGAUCGCGAGCUGCAACACUUCAACAAUGAGCGUGGCAGCGCUUCUCUAGAGCUCCAGCUGCGGGCAAUGACUGCAGCGCUCGCUGUGAUCCGCAGCACCAUUUCCAAGCUCUCGCACAACUCCCACAAGGGCUUACAGUCAUCUAUUAGCAAGCUGGAUGAGUUUUGUUCGCGUGAUUUGCGCCUCCACAACAAUCCCAAUAUCGAAUUCCUGAUGCGCAAAGUGAAGAAGGACACAUUAUCUCUGGCGAACGAUACCACGAAGACAGACAUAGCUAUGAACGUGGGUCUAGCAAUCGGGAGUGCCGCCCUGGCAAUGUACGGGAGGGACUUGCUAGGGGCUAUAGACGCACUGCAAACGUCCUCUCUCGAAUGGAACCAAACGUGGGAUGCAUUCUUGAUCAUCGCGCAAUCGUUUGCUGCCAAUACGUCAGUGCUUGGAUCUCCUUCCAGCCAGGAUGUCGACGCCAUCGUGGCCAAAACUGUUGCCGCCUAUGAGAGCACUCAAGUCCAGCGUUCUGUCACUGCCGGGACUGAGCUCUUUGCUGGUCGGGGCUCCUUAAUCGCCUUUGAGCUCAUGGAUGCGUUUCAGCAGCGAUACACAGCGACUCAAGAUGCCUCGCUCGUAGUGCCGGCCUGUGAAGUCGCAUCUACGUACCUAUUCGACAAGAAAGGGCGUCACAAUCUGUAUUUCAAAGCAUUAGAAUUGCUCAACAGCCUUGGCGAGAAGACAGAAGCAAAGGCGGCUAUCCAGCAGGCCGAGAUCAGAAUAAAGCCGGAGACUCUCAGGACCUUGCGCAGUGAUGUUGCAAUUAAAAUUGCGCAAGACUCUGUACUGCUCCAGCGGAUCCAGACAGACAAGCUCUCGGAGACCAGUGCGAUUUCGAAUAUAGCCUUUGCACCUUCUGCAUAUCCGGUAUCUUCUGGCACGACAGUGGUCACACGAAACUUUGCCGAUGGCUCAAAAUACGUCGGCGGCGAAAAGGACGGCAAAUUCCACGGCGAGGGUGUGCUAACGCGUCCCAACGGUGAGCGCCGUGCUGGUACUUUCGAGAAUGGGUUCUUAGAAGGCCGGGGAGGGGUCGACUACGCCAACGGAGAUCGGCGUGAAGGUCUAUUUCGGGCCGGCAGACAUCGGCAGGGUGUUUUGAUACUCUCUUCCAAGCAGCGCCACGAGGGUGAUUUCGAUCUCAACGGCAAGCUGACCCGGGGUACGAUCAAAUGGGGCAACGGCGACAUUCGCAAGGGAAAUUUCGUGGAUGAUAAGCUCGAGGGGCAGGGCGAACAUAUAUUCCCGAACGGGCAGCGUCGUAAAGGGGUUUUCAAGGAUGGUUUCCUACACGGAGAAGGCAAAGUCUGGUAUGAAGACGGAAAAUAUCGCGAGGGGACGUUUGCAGGUGGCCGACACCGCAAGGGAACGCUUAUUAUACCUAACAAAGAUCGACAUGUUGGAGACUUCGACGAGGAUCGAAAGUUACGCAAGGGCUCCAUCGUUUUCGCAGACGGAACCGUACAGACUGGGACAUUUGAGGAUGGAAAGCUCACUGGCAAUGGGGUGCUUGUGUAUGCAAACGGUCAGAUUCGCGAAGGAGUCUUCAACGGAGGGUAUCUCCACGGGGAUGGCAAGGUGUCUUACCAGAAUGGGGACUACCGGGAAGGUAGAUUUGAAGGAGGUCGCCAUCGGGAAGGUUUACUUGUUCAGGCGGACGGUGUUCGAUUUCUGGGAUCAUUUAAUAUGAGUGGGAAGCUGGAUGGCCAUGGUAGUAUGACUGUGCCAGGUAAUGGGGAGCUCAUUGGCCAGUUCACUGACGGAGUAAAGAUGGCCUAA